Molecule: messenger RNA, 297 nt
Organism: Kwoniella shivajii
Lineage: Eukaryota; Fungi; Basidiomycota; Tremellomycetes; Tremellales; Cryptococcaceae
Exons: 1
Coding region: 1-297 (98 amino acids)
Source: RefSeq, a predicted model, not a curated record
AUGCCGCGAUAUAUCCCACUCUCAACCCUGCCUUCCCCACUCGUACCUCACUUACGGCCCUUAUCUGCAUUCCCAAUAACGAAGCCCUUGUCACAACUACCUUCACCAUCCGAUCACCUCCUUGUACAUCCCAAUAAACCAUCGAAUUUGAGGGUACAAGAAUGGGUAGAUGGGAGAGGCAGAUGGAAUGGAGUUUCACAAAGAGAUAGAAUAGGUGGGAAGAAGAGUGUUAAUUUUGGUGUGGAAAGAGAUGGAAGAAGGUUUGGUGGAUUGAAGUGGGCUUUAAGGGAGAGAUAA